This is a messenger RNA of Thecamonas trahens ATCC 50062, 4075 nucleotides long. RefSeq lists its product as uncharacterized. Lineage: Eukaryota; Apusomonadida; Apusomonadidae. The coding region runs from base 71 to 4075 and encodes 1334 amino acids. The record is from RefSeq and is a predicted model, not a curated record. The transcript has 4 exons. Gene Ontology annotation, biological process: cyclic nucleotide biosynthetic process; intracellular signal transduction.
CGACAGUUGCGGCGUGUGCUCUGGUCCAGGUACGAGCCACGUGCCUGAGUCGGAUCGCGAUGUUUGUGGAAUGUGCUUCGGCGACGACUCGGCGCUUGACGCCUGCGGCGUGUGCUUUGGUGACAACGCGUGCCUCGAUGCCUGUGGCAUUCAGUGGGGCGACAACUCGACGUGUGCCGGCUGCGAUGGCGUGCCACACUCGAACAAGGUCCGCGACGUGUGCGGAGUGUGCGAUGGCGAUGGGAGCUCGUGCCUCGGCUGCGACGGGAUGCCAAUCCCUCUCGGCGGCGGCCACUAUGAUGCGUGUGGCGUGUGCGGUGGGACAGCGGUCGGGACGUGCUACGACUCGUGCGAUCCGCUCUCGCCGGUCCCGGUUGUUUUCGACUGUGCCGGCGUAUGCAACGGGAGCGCUUACGUUGACGAGUGCGGCGUGUGCGUCAACGGGACCACCGGCCGGACGCCACUGAUGCACCUCGAUGAUUGUGAUGUGUGCUUUGACCGCUGUGAGGGCUGCAUCGGCGGCCUUGUUCCCGACUCUUGUGGCAUCUGCGGCGGCGACGGCUCGACCUGCCUCGGAUGCGAUGGCCUCGGCUCGGUGGUCGACCUCUGCGGCGUGUGCAACGGGACGAACGCGUGCAUUGCCACUUGUAACGCCGGCAUCAGCUCAACGGCAGCCUACGAUUGCGCCGGCGUGUGCGGUGGCGACGCGUUCCUCAACGCUUGCGGGUUUUGCGUCGGCGGCACAACCGGACUCGCGCCGAGUACUUUUGUCGACGUAUGUGACGUUUGCUUCGGCGGCGGCCGCGAUCUCGACUCGUGCGGCGUGUGCUUUGGCAAUAACGCUAAUCGUGACGAAUGUGGUGUGUGUUUGGGCGGGAACAGGGCUAUGGACUCUUGUGGCGUGUGCUUUGGUGGCGAGUCCUUGCUUGAUGUUUGUGGUGUCUGCCGCGGCAACGGAACAACCUGCGCCGGCUGCGACUCAAUCUCCAAUUCGGGUCUCGAGUACGACAGCUGCGGUGUGUGCGGCGGCGCUAGCACCUGUCGCGCGCAGUCGAGCACGGCGGCGGUUGGGUCCGCCAUGCCGAUUGUCGCAGCAUCGUCGUCGGGCUUGCUUGUGCUCAUCAUUGCUGGCCUCGGGUUUAUGUACUGGCGACGUCGGCGGCGGUUCUCCAAGGUGUACAUCGAAGAGAAGGCUCAAGCUGCUGCGGCCGAGGCGCCGUCGGGCACAAUUGCGGUCAUGAUCACCGACGUGCAGAGCUCGACGUAUCUAUGGGAGGCGUAUCCGGAAGAGAUGGUGACCGCGAUCGACGACCACAACACCGCGUUCCGCGCCAAACUCGACGCUCACAACGGAUACAUCAUUCGAACCGAAGGCGACUCGUUUGUGGUGGCCUUUGAUGAGGCGGCGGAUGCCGUUGCUGCAGCUGUUGCCAUUCAGAUUGCGCUCUACGAUUUGGAGUGGCCGGCGGGCAUCCUGGCCGAUAAGAAGGUGCCGACGGUCGACGGGGUCUUCCGCGGCCUGCGCGUUCGGAUGGGCAUCCACGUGUGCAGUCCGGCGCGAGCAUUUGAAGAGCGGACGCAGCGGUUUGUCUACACCGGGCCAACGAUGAUCGACGCGCAGCGGAUCGGCGACUGCGGAACUGGUGGCCAAGUGGUGGUGGAUGCGGCUGCGGCCGCAGCAGCGGCAGACCUUGGCUUCACCACCGGCUCACUCGGCGAGUACCGCGCCGAGAGCGAGCUGGAAGGGAGCGCCAAGAACGAGAGCAGUGGUGAGCAGAUCGACACCUACCAGCUUUCUCAGGUGGUGGUGCCGGGGCUGGAGGCUCGCAUCGCCGCCUUUGCCGAACUUGAGCUUCGUGGUCUCGAGCGGGUCGGCCCAGCUACGCUGCAGGAUGCGCUGCAGGCGCUGCAAACCGAGCGGCUGAUCGCUAGUGACGGCUUCAAUACCGCAGACUCUAUGGUCAUCCGUCAGCUUGACGAUGAGGAGACAGCAACAUCGAUCGAAACGGGUGAGCCGGGCUUUGAGUCGUCGGAAAGGAGCUCAAGGCGACGCGCGCGAAGUGGGAUGGCACUCCGCAAGAUGACGUCGGCAGGAAGCCUCAAUGCUUCGACCCCCAGCUCCGCACUGCGAUACGUUGGCUCUGCAGCGACACCUACGCGAGUGGCAUCGUCGAGGUCGGCAAUUGGGCUCCGUCGGCAGCGGACGCACUCGCCGCAGGCACUCAAGCCAGCGCGGCGAGUCCUGAGCUCACCGCCGGCUGACGCGGCGACGCUCUUUACAGCGCUUACCUCGGCGGCUGCAGACCCGCUGACGCCGGACAUGGUGCUCACCGAGUAUGUGCUUCCGGCACUUGCGCGAGCGGUUGCGUCGCCGCGGGUGGUAGGAGCUGCACUGGCGAGCAAGCCCGAGGCGGUGGUCACCCUUGCUGACCGUGUGGCCAACGCCGCCGGCUCGCGCGGCCUCAAGGUGCCGGAUCCGCUGCUGCCUGAGGCGUACGGCAUGCUGUUGGCGCUUGGAUGGAGCCAGGAGUGCGACGGCGAGGUGCUGGCGCGGUUGAUCCGACGCGGGUAUGCUGACCAGGUGGCGGCGAUGAUGGUGCCGCAGCCUGGGCUAAUGGCGCGGGUCUUUGGCGGAGCUGCCGGAGCCUCGCUCUCACCGCAUGAGGCGAGCGUCCUUGUGGGGAGCGUGGUGGAGAUGCAGACGCACAUGGGAUCACCGAUGCCCGAGGUCCGAGCACUGGCCGGAGUGGUGGCAAACAGCUUAUCGGUGGUGCUCUCGCCGACUGCACCGCUCACGCUCACCACGUCUGGUCUCGAGCCCGAGUUUUACGACGCCACGGGGAAGGACGAAGCUGAAGAGGAAGCACCAGAUCCGACAGAGUCAGUGGCGUAUGUGAUCGGCGACGACUGCAGCGGCGAGGGACAUGCCGGAUCGUCGUCGUCGUCAUCGUCGUCGUCGUGUGAGUUUGAGGCGUACUCGAUCGACGUGGAUGGGCCAUCGCGGCGGCGGGCGAUGCGCAAGGCUGGAGCUGCAGGCAGUGGGAAGAGCGAGAGAAGCGGGAUUGCCAAGCCUGUGUACACGAGGCAAGCGCUCGAGUGGCUACGGCAGAGCGGGAAGAACACACCUGAGGAGGCAGAUGCACAGCUGGGAGCGCUGACUGCGCUGCCAGAUCUUGUGCGGGCGUCGCCACCCGAGCUUGAGGAGCUGGGAGCACGGCUUGUGCAGCGCGUGAUAGCGCUCGACGGCGGCGGGGAGGGUGAGAGCUUCGAAGAGCUCCGUGGGGCGGCAUUGAUGACACUGGCGGAGGCAUGCGACAGCGCACUGUACGCGCUGGCAGACGGGUUUUAUGGCAAGGGAUACACGCUGUCCCAACGUGCGCGGAUGCUUGCGGUGGUGGUCGAAGGGGUCCGGUCGCGGGCGGAAGCGCGGAAGAAGGGCACCGACACGGCGUCGACGUCGGCGUCGGCGUCGGACAAUGCUAGUGGCGAAGAUGGGGCUGGAGCAAGUGACGAGGUGGCGGCGGCACGAGCGGCAGCGCACGCGGUGAUCGACGCGCGGCUGGCGGCCAAGACCAAGUACUACCACCCGCUAUCGCGAGCGAGGGCAGCGCGAGAAGCGCAGAGGGCCGGCAAGGAGGAGCAAGCGCAUGUGGCAGCGCUGGAUGAUGAGCGUGCACGUGGGGUGUUCUACCGGCUGUUGAGCCCGUUCGACGGGCACGCGCCCAUGCUCCUCGACCUUGUCGACUCGAGCUCGCCGUCGUACUUGGUGGUCCACCUUGUGAGUGCAAUCGGGGCUGUUGUAGAAGCCGCGGGCGGGUUGCACUCUGUGCGGAGGAUGGCGCGAGAUGCGCUGGAGCUCUUUGUAGGGCUGGCGGCAUCGAGUGCGGCGCUCGUGCGGCACGCGGUCAUUGUGGCUGUCUGCCGGGUAGCCGGAACCGUGGCGGGGUGGAUGUUGCGGACGGACGCGCCCGGAGUGGUGAGCGAAUUGAUGCGCGCCAUCGCAAGCGAAGCAGCGGAGGGCGGAGAGGAAGUUGAGGAGGGCCGGCGGGUGGCGUUGGCGUUGCUAGGGGGGUAA